GUGGAAGCGGAAGUGCUGGUCGGGGGCGUUCUCUCGAGUCCGGGGCGCAAGUAGCGGACGCUGCCCAUGGAGGCGUCUAGCGAGCCGCUGCUGGAUGCUAAGUCCGAGGUCACCAACCAGGUGAGUGAGCGACCGCCCCACCCUGUCCUCCGCCGGCCCGCCUCCCACGGCUGCGAGACCAUGCCACCCUGAGCCUUCCCCAGGUCUCCCCGAGUCUUGUGUUCGGGAGCCGGUGACCUUCAGUCCGCCUCCUUGCGUUGCUCCUUCUCCUUUGCAUCUGAGCCAGUAGCCGUUGCCAUUCUUGUAGAUUUUCAGUGGAAACUGGGUAUGGCUGUGAGCUCAGACACUUGCAGAUCUCUUAAGUAUCCUUAUGUUGCAGUGAUGCUAAAAGUGGCAGAUCAUUCAGGCCAAGUAAAGACCAAGUGCUUUGAAAUGACGAUUCCACAGUUUCAGAAUUUCUACAGACAGUUCAAGGAAAUUGCUGCAGUUAUUGAAACGGUGUGAAGACGGAUUCUUUGGUUGAUAAAUUGCUAUCAUUCUAAAGUCAUGGACUUCACUUUCUGCAACAAAACCACAUCAGGAUGGAACAUUUAUUGAAUGAAAAAUGCACUUUUGUUUUUCCAUUUUUUUAAAUAAUAAAAAUCAGAUAAACAGGAA
Molecule: messenger RNA, 657 nt
Organism: Mandrillus leucophaeus (drill)
Lineage: Eukaryota; Metazoa; Chordata; Mammalia; Primates; Cercopithecidae
Gene: COMMD6
Product: COMM domain containing 6
Exons: 4
Coding region: 328-504 (58 amino acids)
Molecular function (GO): NF-kappaB binding
Source: RefSeq, a predicted model, not a curated record